Molecule: messenger RNA, 456 nt
Organism: Ostertagia ostertagi
Lineage: Eukaryota; Metazoa; Nematoda; Chromadorea; Rhabditida; Trichostrongylidae
Source: the annotation of a GenBank genome assembly
AUGCUUCGUCUGGUUGUCCUUCUCAGCUUCGUCGCUCUUUCCCUUGCCUGCCAAGCAACAACGACAGCGGGUGGCGCAGCAGGUGGUGGCGGUGCUGCUGGCGGUGGUGCUUCUUCUAAGAAGAAACGUGAAGUUCACGAAGCCGAAGUUGUUGUCGUCACCCACCAAAACUACGACCCGGAUAUGAAUGGCUCGUACAUGGGAGUAAUCAAAUCCGCGAUUGAGCAGCAUGCACAAGAAGAAGGACUGAUAACCAAAAACAACCUGAUUGAAGAGAGGCCGGGGAAUGUCGGUGGAAAAUUCGCAGUAACCUACGCUGUCGUCGAUGUGGAAUGUGAACAGUUGAGAAGCUUUAUCGUGGGAGGCGAACGAAAGAGAUGUCACCGAUCAUCAAUUUCGUCACUGUCAAUUGCGACGGAAAAGAAACAGUCUUGUAGUUCCUCAUAUGAAACUUAU